UCUGUAGAUAACAGAAUAUUAGGUGUUGGUACGACUUCAGUGCCCCAACAGCUACUACGUUGCUAGUUGCUGUAGAACUAUUUGGUGUAAAAAACGGCAGUGAUUACAAAAUGGGACAAAGCAAAUCGAUAUUAUAUUAUUUGGCGAUUGUGCUCCUAAUCCUAAGCACUCUCACCCAUGAAGCGGAAGCCAGAAGGAAAAUUCUUCGUGGAAGGCGUGUUAUGACUCGCACGUACUAUCAUGGCAACGCAGUUCCCGCGUGGGCAAUCAGUCUGAUGACAGGAAUCGGGAUGCUGCUAGUAGGAGGUGUACUGUAUGUGGUGAUGAGGAAGAUCGUGCUGUCCUCUGACACAGUCCCUCUCAACACAUACCAGCCAGCAAUGCAGGAUGAAGUGUGAUGCGUUUUUUAUGCAUGGGCGUACCGAGGCAGCUGCCCCCCCCCCCCCCCCCCCCUGGAUCAUGUUGA
Aricia agestis (brown argus) is the source of this 466-nucleotide messenger RNA. RefSeq lists its product as uncharacterized. The transcript is spliced from 3 exons. The record is from RefSeq and is a predicted model, not a curated record. Bases 111 to 398 code for a protein of 95 amino acids. Lineage: Eukaryota; Metazoa; Arthropoda; Insecta; Lepidoptera; Lycaenidae.